Messenger RNA from Malus domestica (apple), 1122 nucleotides. RefSeq names its product ras-related protein Rab7-like. Gene Ontology annotation, molecular function: GTP binding; GTPase activity. Gene Ontology annotation, cellular component: vacuolar membrane. The record is from RefSeq and is a predicted model, not a curated record. NCBI's taxonomy places the organism in Eukaryota, Viridiplantae, Streptophyta, Magnoliopsida, Rosales, Rosaceae.
AAAAGAAAUUUUAGAAAAGAAAAGUGUAGCCCAAGAAAAAGUUGAGCACCUAGCUAGUGACUUAAGAAGAAUCAGGAACCACCUUGAAAAUGGCCUCCCCUUUUCUUUAUCAGACGUGAUCCUAGUUUCUUUUUCCAAACUUUUCCCAACAUUUUGCAUCCUAUUGGAUUUAAAGGAAGCAAACACUUCAACUUUGAUCAUUAAAGCUUGGAGCUCGAUCAGCAAAAAACUUUUCUUUAUUUGUCUUCAACAAUAAUACAGCCAGCCAUGGAUAUUUCUAUGAAAAGAAGAACGCUGCUUAAGGUCAUCGUCCUUGGAGAUAGUGGGGUGGGAAAGACGUCUUUGAUGAAUCAAUAUGUUUAUAAGAAGUUCAAUCGACAAUAUAAAGCUACAAUUGGUGCAGAUUUUGUCACCAAGGAACUUCAGAUUGAUGACAAAUUGGUGACCUUGCAAAUUUGGGACACAGCAGGGCAAGAAAGAUUUCAUAGUCUUGGAGCUGCGUUUUAUCGCGGAUCAGAUUGCUGCGUUCUUGUGUAUGAUGUGAAUGUUAAUAAAUCAUUUGAAGCACUUCAGAACUGGCAUGAAGAGUUUCUCAAACAGGCAGAUCCAACUGACCCAGCAGCAUUUCCCUUCAUACUACUGGGAAACAAAAUUGACAUAGAUGGUGGAAACAGCCGUGAGGUUUCUGAGAAGAAAGCUAGGGAAUGGUGUGCUGCAAAGGGAAACAUACCUUACUUUGAGACCUCGGCGAAAGAGGAUUACAAUGUUGAUGAAGCAUUUCUAUGUGUUGCAAAAACAGGACUAACCAAUGAACAUGAACAAGACAUUUACUUCCAAGGUAUUUCAGAAACUGUUUCAGAAGCAGACCAAAGAGGAGUCUGUGCAUGCUAAGGAUGGGCUACCUCUUCUGAAUAUGUAAUAUUUUUUUAUAAUUUUUUCAUUCUUUUGAGGGUGGAAGAAAAUAUGUCAUACCUUCAUGUGUUAUAGUGUGCCAUCGAGCAUUCCUAAAUGUACCAUUGUGAGUCUACAUUUUAGCUCUAAUUUUCACAACUGCGUAUGAAAUGAACUAUGUACCAUUGUUUCUGUUCGAAUUAAAAUAACCAAGACAGAAAUAUCUUAUUA